Messenger RNA from Lolium perenne, 1500 nucleotides. RefSeq names its product F-box/LRR-repeat protein At4g14103-like. Gene Ontology annotation, molecular function: protein binding. The record is from RefSeq and is a predicted model, not a curated record. Lineage: Eukaryota; Viridiplantae; Streptophyta; Magnoliopsida; Poales; Poaceae.
AUGGCUACGUCCUCGCCGCCGGGAAGCAGAGAUCGCCUGAGCCAGCUCCCCGAUUUCCUGCUGGGCCACGUCAUCUCCUACCUUCCGAACAAGGAGGCUGGCCGCGCGGCGGCGCUUUCUCGACGGUGGCGCGACGUCUUCUGCAACGUCCACACCGUCUCCUUCGGGGAGCACGAGGGCGCGAGGGCCAGCGACUGGACCACCUUCUAUUACGACGCUGAGGAGAAGAAGAGCUGCAGCUGGGCGCUCCUCAAUGACGUCUGGUCGGCGCUGCUCUGCCGCCGCCGGUGCGCGGGCACACACGUGCCGCUGCGCCGACUCAGCUUCGCCUUCGACAGCUGCCACCCCUGGAACUACGUCCACGUCGACCAGUGGCUCACUUACGUGCUGCGGCACAACAGCCUUCAGGAGAUCCACCUCGACCUCCGCUUCUGGCUCGGCCCGAUCUGCCCGCGCAGCAAGGGCCGCUAUGGCGAUGAUGGUUCCGACAAAGAAGAAGAGGUGGACAGUGACACGGACAACUCCGACGCUGAGCACGGACGCCGGAAGUGGAGGCCGUGCUCCUACCUUCUCCCCAAGGGGCUCUUCUCGUGCAUCGGCAUACGGACGCUGUGCCUAAGCAACUGCCGGAUGAAGCUGCCCAAGACGGUGGACCUACCGUACCUCGAGACACUAAGCAUUACCCAACCCCGCCGCGACGGCGGGAGAAGUGUCCAACGUCUGAUCUCGAGCUGCCCCUGCCUCAUCGACCUGACACUGGAGGCCAUAGCCCGCCUGAAGAGCGUCACGGUGCUCGACAAGCGCCUCCGCCGCUUCGCCCUCCGGUGCUGCCACAAUGUGCGGUCCGUCGACAUCGACGCCUCGGAGCUCAAGUCCCUGGACUACAGUGGCUUGGCGCCUUUGGAGUCGCUCCUCUCCCUGCACGGCUCGCCAGGGAUCCCUUCCUGCACCAUCAACUUGUGCAAGGCCCCCUCUAAUGAGGAUGACCACGACAGGUUCAUACGGUUCAUGGAGAAAAUCUCUGACGCCAAGCGCCUGCACCUGCACCACCGGUGCCUGCCAACCAUGUCCUUCGGCGGGUUCCCGUCGUUCUCCAAUCUGACGCGGCUGGCUCUGCAAGGUCCCCUCCAGAGUCCCAGCGUGGUGCGUGUGAUCCUGGAGCAGACACCAAACCUUGAGAUACUCUCUCUUUUCAUGGAGCCCGCUGUGGUUCCCAGCGACAACGCGGAGCCCUCCGUGGUUCCCGGCGGCAACGCGGCUCCCGACGAGUCGAGCUUCUCCAUCCCAUGCCUGCGGAGCCAUGUGAAAGAGAUCAACAUGGUGCACUACGAGGGCGACGCGCUGCAGAGGACGAUGGCCAGGCUCUUGUUCCGGAACGCGCUACUUCUGGAGAGGAUGUGCGUUGUGCUUGUGAGGGGCACAUUCGCGUUGCAGGAUGCACUGACGAGGGAGAUUAAAAGCUGGGUGGUGGCUGCCCAUGCAGAACAGAUUUUCUUGUGA